Messenger RNA from Rhizophagus irregularis DAOM 181602=DAOM 197198, 423 nucleotides. RefSeq lists its product as uncharacterized. NCBI's taxonomy places the organism in Eukaryota, Fungi, Glomeromycota, Glomeromycetes, Glomerales, Glomeraceae. The record is from RefSeq and is a predicted model, not a curated record.
AUGAGCAAAAAACAAACAACCCAUACUCAUAAAUUUCUUAGAUCAGAUGCCCGACGCUUGUCAUCUGAAGUUAUUGAAGAAAUUAGAAAUGCUCAGAAUAAUAUUCCAGAUGCUCAGCGUAUUAUGUGUAAAAAGCAUCAUAUAGGAUCAACAACAUAUCAAAAAAUAAUUGAUAAUAAGAGGCUUCCUGAACCUACCGAGAAAUGGCGCAGAAUCAUAGAAUCUGUCAGCAUCUCUGACCAGAUUUCAGAAAAUAAUCAGGAAUCUUUACAUGAUACUUCCUCCUCUACUAUCAUACAAGAAGACAGGAUCACUCAUACGGAAUAUCCUAUGGAUAAUGAGAAUGAUGCAAAUUCUAAUGGUCUGAAUACAGUAACUAAUGGGCGAAAAGAUAAAGUUAGUCGAAAAAAAAAGCUAGUAUAA